Messenger RNA from Pseudogymnoascus destructans, 1348 nucleotides. RefSeq lists its product as uncharacterized. The record is from RefSeq and is a predicted model, not a curated record. The coding region runs from base 1 to 1032 and encodes 343 amino acids. NCBI's taxonomy places the organism in Eukaryota, Fungi, Ascomycota, Leotiomycetes, Thelebolales, Thelebolaceae. The transcript has 7 exons.
AUGCCAGCUUUACACAAGCUCUUCCACAGCUCAGGCACAGAUCCACCAGUGCCAAACCAAUGUGGAUAUAUCCAGCUCUCGACAAUCUUCUGUCUCCGACCAACAACCACACCCUCACUGAAGACCAUCAACACAAACCAUACACAAUCGCUCAGCAACAUCUUGGAUAUUACCCCCCCCAACAAACACCCACUUGACAGGGCAGCCUUGGGCCGCGGACUUGGCUGGAUACGCAACUUCCAGACACUGGGGGGGGUGGGACAAGGGAGCUGGCGUUGGAUUCGGGGUGGGGUGAAGGUCUGGAGUGCCGGGCACAGGGAGGGAGUGGAGGGGCUAUGUGGUGGUUGGUGCGACUUUGGAACAGUCGCAGGCUGUGGAUCCGGGCUGGAUAGAGUAGGCAGAUUAGAAAUAUACGGUAUUAUGUUUGGAUUUCUGCGUUUCUUGAUGACCACCAUGAUCUUGCCGCCACGGCUUCACCGAGAAUACCGUAUGGAUACGGAUCUGGCCACCAUAACGGCGUCCACACAGAAUUACGGCAGCAUUGCCGUCGCCAUACUGUGUAUUACCUCCAAAAUCUGUCGCGCCGGCGAUACUGCCCAGAUCAAGGGCACGGUCGCCGCUCACGGGCGGUGCAAUACACCGUCGGUAUUAGAGCGGCGAUUGUACCGUCGCUCCAGUGCGACAGUCGCGCCGGCCAGUACGGUAGCAAUACGGUAUGGCCACCGUACUGGAUUUGGCCUGUGCGCUGGUAAGGAUAGACAAUCCCUCGCCAUCUUGGCAGCCCACGAACGCUGGAUCCCCAACUUCUACACCAUGCGCGACCAGGGCCCCCUCUCCACAAUCCCCUACCUCCCCCGCAUCAUCAUCGGCCAAAUCGUUUAUGGUAAGAUAACACGCACCCUGCACGGGCAGGGCACCGGACGGUACUCGCCUGCUGAGAUCACGACGUUGAAGCUGGAGACUUGGACGGCGCUUGACGUGCUGGUGGCGGAGGGAUGGGUGCUGGGCGGUGGGGCCGACGGAUGCAGAUGAGUGUUUGUUUGGGUUUUUGUGCGUCGGUGCUGACUGCGCUUUCGAAUGAGACGAGGGCGAUAGUGCUGGGGCUCCCGAAUAUUCGGGCCUAUGCGGAGCGAGUGCAUGAGGAGUACUUUUCUGGUUAUAAAAAAUGGGAUUGGACGGUCUUGUGUGUGGACUGCGGGUAGUACUCCCAUUACCUGAGAGACUUUGGGUGGGGGAAAUGGGCGCACAGUACUAGGUGCGAGAUGAAUGAAUUUGUAACAACAAAUUUGUCGUGCUAUCCUCCUAUAUUACUAUGUAGUAGUAUCAAAGAGAGGACCAAGAAAAGUAA